Molecule: messenger RNA, 1393 nt
Organism: Photinus pyralis (common eastern firefly)
Lineage: Eukaryota; Metazoa; Arthropoda; Insecta; Coleoptera; Lampyridae
Product: lanC-like protein 2
Exons: 9
Coding region: 160-1341 (393 amino acids)
Biological process (GO): peptide modification; carbohydrate metabolic process
Cellular component (GO): plasma membrane
Source: RefSeq, a predicted model, not a curated record
AUUCAAUGCGCAGUGGAACUACUGUUGCUGUAAACGCCAUUAAGGCUUUGGUUUUGUUUGUGGAGAACAUAACAUUAAAUUAUUCGGUGGUCCCUAUAAUCUAGUAAGUGGUUGCCAUAUUUCUAGGCGGACUGUCUCAAAUUUCUUGUUGUGGAAAAAAUGAGAUAUUUUAACAAUCCUUACGACGAUUUCUCCCCGGAAGCUGCAGAAGGUCUGAUUUCGUCAAACAAGUUGCAUCCAGAUUCGACAGUAGCAUGUGCUGUAGAAUCAAAAUGGGAUUGGACGAUGAGAAAGUUAGAUCACUUGGACUUCAGUGAUAAUUCGGUAUAUACCGGAACUUCAGGAAUUGCGCUUUUAAAGUUACUCAAAGAUCCCAAUGGGGAGCAGAAUCUGAAGGAGGUAAAGCAUCUGCUGAACUUAAGGAAGCUGAAGUACAAACGAUACUCGUUUUUGUGUGGAGAUGCGGGCCCUCUAGCUAUCGGGGCAGUUGUCUGCCAUAGGCUCAAAGAGAAGCAAGAAUCCGAAAAACUGAUAGAAAAAUUAUUGGCUAUGUCUGAUAGUGCUGUUAACAGUAAAUCAGAUCUUCCGAAUGAAUAUUUGUAUGGCCGCGCAGGGUAUUUGUACGCAUUAUUGUAUGUCAAUAAAAACAUUCACCCACCUCCUAUUGGCAACCAACUUAUUAGAGAGGUGAUAGAAGCCAUUUUUGUUUGUGGUAGAACUGAAAGUCGUCUGGGAAAAUUCAAGUGCCCCCUUAUGUACCAAUGGCACAAUAAACAGUACUUGGGAGCCGCACAUGGUGUUUCAGGUAUACUGUAUCUUCUUCUGCAAGCUAAGGAACAUUUAAGUGAAACAGAAUUGAAUAACUUUAUCAAGCCUACUGUGGACUAUUUGGCAGAUUUAAAAUAUUCAAGCGGGAACUACCCAUCCUCUUUGGGCAAUGACGAUGAUAAAUAUGUUCAGUGGUGCCAUGGUUCUCCGGGAUUUGUGUACUUGUUCAGUACUGCUUAUAAGGUGUACGGAGAUUCAAAAUAUUUAGAUUUAGCCCUACAAGCAGGCGAGGUUGUCUGGAAAAGAGGACUAUUAAAGAAGGGUUAUAGCAUUUGCCAUGGCGUUUCCGGAAACGCGUAUUGCUUUCUCGAAUUAUUUCAACUAACACAAGAGAUGAAGCAUCUAUACAGAGCAAUCAAGUUUACAGAAUGGUGUGUCACUUACACAAGGGAGCACGAAGAAUAUUCACCCGACCGUCCCGCGUCGUUAUUUGAGGGAGUUGGGGGUCCGAUGUAUCUACUCAUGGACAUCCAAGAUCCAGCGAACUCGAAAUUUCCGGGUUACACACUUUAGAUUGUCAACAUCUCGUGUAUCAAUUUAUUAUUAAUAAAUCAUUCAACUAAUA